CCUUACCACCUGCAACCGUUCGUUCAUUCCUUUCGUAUCGACCAAGGUCGUUGUUUUAUCCUCCCGCACACAAAUCCAUCGUCUGCCAACCCAACAAUGACUGAAGAAAUCCGCGCCCAAUCUUAUGUCGGUUUCGACUCUAUUACCCAGCAGAUUGAGCAUAAGCUCUUGAAGCGGGGUUUCCAGUUUAAUGUCAUUCUUGUUGGUCAAACGGGUUUGGGCAAAUCCACGCUCAUCAACACCAUCUUCGCGUCGCACUUGAUUGAUUCGAAGGGUCGCUUCACUGCGGAUGAGCCUGUGAGACAGACGACGGAGAUUCAGGCUGUUUCUCAUGUCAUCGUGGAGAAUGGUGUCAAGCUUCGCCUGAACAUUGUUGACACCCCUGGCUUUGCUGACCAGGUUAACAACGAGGGAUGCUGGGAUCCUAUCAUCAAGUACAUCAAGGAUCAACACAGCGCUUACUUGCGCAAGGAGUUGACUGCUAUGCGAGACCGCUACAUCCAGGACACCCGCAUCCACUGCUGCUUGUACUUCAUCAGCCCCACUGGUCACAGUCUCCGACCCAUCGAUGUUAUUGUGAUGAAGAAGCUCAGCGAGGUCGUCAAUGUUGUUCCUGUCAUUGCCAAGGCUGAUAGCUUGACGUUGGAGGAGAGGGAGCGAUUCAAGAGCAAGAUCCGUGAAGAGCUCAUUUACAACAACAUUCGUCUGUAUCCCUUCGAUACCGAUGAGGAUGAAGAGGAGGAGAUUCAAUUGAACGAGUCUAUUCGGGAGGUGGUUCCAUUCGCCAUCGUCGGCUCGGAGAACAACGUCAUUAUCGAUGGCAAGGCUGUUCGUGGCCGCAAGACUCGAUGGGGUGUUGUCAACGUUGAGGACCCCAACCACUGCGAAUUCGUUCACCUGCGCAACUUCCUCACCCGCACCCACUUGCAAGAUCUCAUUGAGACGACCGCUCAGAUCCACUAUGAGGCGUUCCGCUCGAAACAGCUUUUGGCUCUCAAGGAGGGUGUUAACCAGCAACGACCUGCUGCUCCUCAGUAAAUGUGAUAUCCUACCGCCACGUACCUAUCAUCAUCUUGUAAUCCUCCCGAUGACGUCUCCUUGAUACCCUACCCACUAGUGCAUUUUUACUCGACUCCCUCGACCUAUUUCUUUACCACCUUUUUUCGGAUUCUUUCGCUCCUUAGUAUUUGUCUUGAGUACUCCAUCUCGCUCGUUUAGUAUUCCCUCGGAACUCUUGUUUUUUCUUUCUUGGUAUAUGAGCUAAUAGUACAGAUUCCUG
Messenger RNA from Coprinopsis cinerea okayama7#130, 1279 nucleotides. Its product is annotated as septin ring protein. Gene Ontology annotation, cellular component: cell division site; microtubule cytoskeleton; septin complex. The coding region runs from base 97 to 1038 and encodes 313 amino acids. The transcript has 7 exons. Lineage: Eukaryota; Fungi; Basidiomycota; Agaricomycetes; Agaricales; Psathyrellaceae. The record is from RefSeq and is a predicted model, not a curated record. Gene Ontology annotation, molecular function: GTP binding; molecular adaptor activity; GTPase activity. Gene Ontology annotation, biological process: cytoskeleton-dependent cytokinesis.